AUGGCUGCCAACGGAAGUCGCUCCCAGGAGGCCCAUUCUUGGGCUGACGGUCCUUGGCCCCUGAUCGAAACCCCCUCAAAGACACGAGACGUUUCCAAGCAUGCGGCGAUCUAUAUCGCUAAUGAGAUGGCCUUUGCACAUAAUGCGAUGCUUCGAGGUUUGAACUCACUAUACCUCCAAGCUGACCUAUCUGAGUCGCAAGACAUCAGAGACUUCUUGUUCUUCCUUCGUAGCUGGGCUGGAUGGGUGUCCCACCACCAUGUAAUGGAGGAAGAGCAAAUGUUCCCGCAGUUCGAGGAGGCUAUGAAACAGCCCAAUUUCCUACAAGGGAAUAUCGAGGAGCACCAUACUUUUCAACCGGCUCUGAAAAAGCUUCUCGCGUACGGGGAGACUAGGCCCGACGAAUAUCAAGUCUCAACCGUACGUAACUUGAUUGAGGAGAUGGCCCCUAGCUUUCGUGCGCACCUGGUCCACGAAAUCACCAGUCUAUUGUCUAUGGCCACCUACGAUGGCCCCUCUCUACUCAAAGUCUACAAAGGGUGCGAGGCCGAGGCAGCUAAACAAAACAAGGUAAAACCUUUCUACUUUCUCCUCUAUUCCCCCCUGCUGCUCCCCCCUUUUCUCCCUCUGUGA
Messenger RNA from Penicillium maclennaniae, 633 nucleotides. RefSeq lists its product as uncharacterized. The coding region runs from base 1 to 633 and encodes 210 amino acids. NCBI's taxonomy places the organism in Eukaryota, Fungi, Ascomycota, Eurotiomycetes, Eurotiales, Aspergillaceae. The record is from RefSeq and is a predicted model, not a curated record. The transcript has 2 exons.